GCUGGCGCCGCGGCGCCGCUGGAGCUGCCGCGCGCGCAGCACCGCGCCUCGGUGCCAUCAGGCCUGGCGGCCUGCGCCUCUCCCGCGGCGCCUUUCGCGCUGCCGCGCCAGGCCGCCCUUCUCCGGCGCCACUCGCUGGCCGUCGCUGCCCCCGCGGCUGCGGCGGCCUUCGAGCCAGCCUCCGCGCGGCCGUGGCGGCCUUCGCAGCCAGCGCUGGCGCCGGUGCUGGCGCAGGGUUCCCUGCGGGUGGACGCGGCGUGCGACGCGGCGCUCGCUUCGCCGCCGCAGGAGAGCCUCCUCAGCCCGGCAGGCAUAGGUACCCUGAGACUGCGGGAUAUAUGUCUCCAGUACCCCUUCUCCGCAGUGCAGGCCGCGACCGCCAGGUUCGACAUCAGGCGCAAGCUUGGCUCGGGGUCGGCAGGCACCGUUUAUCGCGGAGUGAUGCCCGAUGGGUCAGACGUGGCUGUCAAGGAGAUCGAUCUGGCAGCGCUCGGCGUGGACGCCAUCGCAGCAGGCUUCGAGGAGGAGGUGGCGAUCCUCAGCAAGUUCCGCCACCCAAACCUCGUGGUGCUGAUGGGCUGGGCCUGCGAGGGCUCCCGACGUUUCUUGAUCUACGAGUACCUGAACGGUGGUGACGUCCAGCAGCGCCUGCGACGGUGCAAGGAGUCGCCCGACAGCGCACCCUUCUCGUGGCGAGAGCGCCUCUCUGCCGCGCUGGAUGCGGCCACUGGCCUUGCCCACAUCCAUAACGCGCGGCCGCACGCGUUCCACCGCGACGUGAAGUCUGCGAACAUCCUGCUCGGAGACGGCAGGGCGAAGGUGGCAGACUUCGGCCUCAGCUGCGUGGCCCGGGGCAGGAAGGACAACGACCUGCUCUGCCGUUUCACGAGCGGCACCCCGGGCUACAGCUGCCCGACGUACAUCAGCACAGGGAAGGUCACCGAGGGCAGCGAGGUGUUCUCCUUCGGCAUGGUACUGCUGGAGCUCCUCCUCAACCUGAUGCCCGCCGGCAGGGUCCAAGGAAAUCUCGUGUAUCCGAUUCGUGACGCUGUUCAGCCGGAUGCCCCUGGCGCAUUGCAGCGGUGCAUGGGCGCGCUGGACCCCAGUGCGGGCUGGCCCUAUGCCGUCUCUGCCGAGCUGGCCUCGCUGGCGCUUGCCUGCGUGCACCCGGACGACGCCCGGAGGCCGCUGUUCAAUGAGGUGUGCCGCUCACUGCGCAGCAUCCAAGACCGGCCAGCGUGGGCUCCGCCUGCAGGCGCAGCGCCGUGCCCCACGACGCCGUGCCCAGCGGCUGAACAGGCCUCCAGCCCGUCCGCCAGCGUGGCUGGUCAGCACGCCUGCGCGCCAGUGGCGGCCGAGCGGCCGUCCACCGCGAGCAGCAGCGAGCCGCCGGCCUGCGCCGGCCCCUGCGUCCCGGCCGCGGACAGCGGCGCGGUGGCGUCUGCGGCGGAGGCCGCCGCCGAAGGAGACCUCGAGGGGCGCCCAGAGCUCACCCUGGAACUGACGCACGCCUGCCCCAGCGCACCGGCCGCCUCUCCGCGCCGCGCCCGGGCCCUGCGGCUCCGCCCCGGGGCGCUCGGCGGCGGCCGCUUCGCCGUGGAGCUGGGCCGCCACUGCGAGGCCGUGGGGGAAUGGCUGGAGGAGGUGCUGCCCGAUCCUACCAGCAGGCGCAACGUCUCGCGGCGCGCCUGCGAGGUCUCGUGGUGCGCCGUGCCCCCCGCCGCUGGCGUAGCCGCAGAGGGCGCCGCUGUGUGGCUGACCGCCGUGGGAGCGGGCCUCCUGGCGGUUGACGGUACGGUGGUGCAUCGGGGCGCCAGCGCCGAGCUCCGUCAGGGCUCCCAGCUGCAGUUCCUCUUCCAGCGGCCCAACGGGGAGCUGGGCGUGACGGUGGCGGUGGCUCUCUCGUGGCGCUGGCGGCGCUCCGCCGAGCGGCCGCCUCCCCCUGAAGCCUCCGGCGACUCCCGCGGGUCUUCCACAUCCCAGCCGCCGCCGCCGCCUGUUGCAGGGGCCGCAGGCGGGGCCGCCCAGGGCUCGUCCCGCUGGGGCGCCUGGCCGAGCGCGGCCCCAGGCGCGCGCGAGCCGCCCGCGCGCCUCUCGACCCCGCGCGCGGGCACGGCGGACGCCGACGGCCCUCUGGACGAAGGGACGCCGCGGCAGCCCACGCCGCGCCUCGGCCCGGCGCUGGGGGAGCCAGAAGCGCCGGCCCAGGCGCGGCGCGCACGCUUCCUGGACGCGUCGCCCGCCGCGUGGGCGCCACAGGCGCCCUGGCAGGCCGCCCGCCCGCGCUCCCCGUCUCUGCCGAGGGCCUGCCCCAGCGGCGGCCUCGCGGGCGCGGCCUGCGGGGACGAGUGGGCGCUCUCCUGCGCCUUCGCGGCCGGGCUGGCUCGCGAGGAGGCGCUCGCGCUGCACCCGUCACAGCGUGUGCUCGGGCUGACGCUGCCGCUCGGCGGCUCCGGGAGCGUCGUGGGCAGGCAACACCAGCUGAGCCUGUUCGAGGCGCUCCUGGCUGGGAGGAGGACUCUGCUGAGUCUCGUGUCCCGGAGCCACGUGCGGCUGGACAGGGCCACCGAGCACUCCGUGCGGGCCACCAACCUGAGCCAGAACGUGCUGCUGGUCAACGAGGCCGUGGUGCUGGGCUGCGGCGAGGCGGCCGAGCUCCAG
Prorocentrum cordatum is the source of this 2661-nucleotide messenger RNA. Lineage: Eukaryota; Dinophyceae; Prorocentrales; Prorocentraceae. The record is from the annotation of a GenBank genome assembly.